Lactuca sativa (garden lettuce) is the source of this 1867-nucleotide messenger RNA. RefSeq names its product shaggy-related protein kinase kappa. Gene Ontology annotation, cellular component: cytoplasm; nucleus. NCBI's taxonomy places the organism in Eukaryota, Viridiplantae, Streptophyta, Magnoliopsida, Asterales, Asteraceae. Gene Ontology annotation, biological process: signal transduction; peptidyl-threonine phosphorylation; cell differentiation. The record is from RefSeq and is a predicted model, not a curated record. Gene Ontology annotation, molecular function: ATP binding; protein serine/threonine kinase activity.
AACUCUGUCACCAACUUGUCAGAAACCCAAAAGCCCUCAUCUCUCUCUUUCUCUAUUUCUCUCUCAUCACUUGCAAAGUGAAUAGUGUGUGUAGUAUCCAAAAGAUCAAAAAGCCGAAAACUUCUCUAUCUCUCAUUCUCAUGGAGAGAGAGAAAAUCCCAGUUAGAUAACUGCAAGACACAAAUACUUCACAUAAAUUGUCCCCAAAACCAGAAAAAACAGCAAUCAGAUCAACCAUCUGCUCAUCCUCGGUCGUCUGUCAGUUGAUUGAUUGUGAAAUGCACAGGCUCUGGUGUGGUAAUUUUACCAAAUUCAUCGAGGUUUUUGCGUGGAAUUAUUUGGCAGUUUCCGUAAGUGUAUGUGGAGUGUAGCAGUCGUUGCCACCUUUGGUGCUACUCAUCCGGUGUAAAAUGGCUUCUGCCAGCCUUGGACAUGGCGGAGUUGGCAGUUCCAGAGCUGUUACCGGCUUCAAUGAUUCAUCUAGUUCAGUUGACUGGCUGGGGAGGGAGAUGCUUGAGAUGCGACUCAGGGACAAGGUGGAACAUGAUGAUGAAAGAGUGAGUGAUAGUGAACCAGAGAUAGUACAUGGUGUGGGUGCUGAGGCAGGGCAUGUGAUAAGAACCACAAUAGGUGGUCGCAAUGGUCAGUCUAAACAGACUGUCAGUUACAUAGCUGAGCAUGUGAUUGGAACUGGUUCUUUUGGUGUUGUUUUCCAAGCGAAAUGCAGAGAAACUGGAGAGAUUGUUGCUAUAAAGAAAGUUCUUCAAGAUAAGAGAUAUAAGAACAGGGAGCUACAAAUCAUGCAAAUGCUGGAUCACCCUAAUGUUGUGGCCUUGAAGCAUUCUUUCUUUUCAACAACUGAUAAAGAAGAGCUAUACCUCAAUCUUGUUCUUGAUUUUGUUCCUGAAACAGUUAGCAGAAGUGCUAGGCAUUACACUAGAAUGAACCAACGAAUGCCCUUGAUAUAUGUCAAGUUAUACACCUAUCAGAUAUGCAGGGCACUUGCUUAUAUUCAUAAUUGCAUUGGUAUCUGUCAUCGUGACAUCAAGCCUCAAAAUCUGCUAGUGAAUCCACACACACACCAGCUAAAACUAUGUGACUUUGGAAGUGCUAAAGUGCUGGUAAAAGGAGAGCCUAAUGUUUCUUAUAUCUGUUCAAGAUAUUAUCGUGCACCAGAGCUUAUAUUUGGUGCCACUGAAUAUACACCAGCUAUAGAUAUUUGGUCAACAGGUUGUGUCAUGGCUGAACUACUACUUGGACAGCCAUUGUUUCCCGGAGAAAGUGGUGUUGAUCAACUUGUGGAGAUCAUUAAGGUUCUGGGAACUCCUACAAGAGAGGAGAUAAAAUGCAUGAAUCCAAAUUAUACUGAAUUUAGGUUUCCUCAAAUAAAGCCUCAUCCAUGGCACAAGGUCUUUCAAAAGCGUUUACCUCCAGAAGCAGUGGAUUUAGUUUGUAGGUUUUUUCAAUAUUCACCUAAUUUGCGCUGCACUGCGUUGGAAGCUUGUGUUCAUCCCUUCUUUGAUGAAUUGAGGGACCCAACCACCCGUCUUCCUAAUGGUCGUCCACUUCCUCCACUCUUCAAUUUUAAACCACAAGAGCUUGCAAGCAUCCCUCCUGAGACUUUGCAAAGGUUGAUACCAGAACAUGCUCGAAAGCAGAACUUAUUCAUGGCUUUGAACACCCACUGAGUUUGUUAUUAUAUUAUUAUUAUUUUUCUUUUUCUUUUUGUGUUAGUAUCAUUAUUAUAUAUGUAAGAGCUUGCAUAUAGACUUGUUAUGGUUUUCGUAUAUGGUAAUGUUGAGGCAUGGAAGGAAGAUGAUGAGGAAUUGUUAUGAUUAUAAUAUUAUAUAUAUAUAUUUAUGUAUUA